This is a messenger RNA of Lates calcarifer (barramundi perch), 8667 nucleotides long. RefSeq names its product receptor-type tyrosine-protein phosphatase beta. The transcript has 34 exons. Gene Ontology annotation, molecular function: protein tyrosine phosphatase activity; protein binding. NCBI's taxonomy places the organism in Eukaryota, Metazoa, Chordata, Actinopteri, Centropomidae. Gene Ontology annotation, biological process: protein dephosphorylation. The record is from RefSeq and is a predicted model, not a curated record. Bases 189 to 8213 code for a protein of 2674 amino acids.
UUUCUAGACUAACUGGCCAUGUGUGAUGGACUCUGGAAUUUCCGACAGAGGAGUGUUUCCUCCUCCUCCUCAUCGCUCCUUCUCUGUGAACAACAGGAGGAAGUUCUGCUCUCUGACUCUUUCCUCCUCAUAGUCUCAUUUCCCUCCAACACUCCACUGCUCAUCUGAAGCUGCUCCUGCUCACUAACAUGGACGCCCUGACUCUGACUGUACUCCUGCUCCUCAGCUCCUGCUCCGUCUCUGGAUUCCUCGUCAUGCUGACCCCCCAGAGGUUGUGUUUGAUAACGCGAGGUCAGGUCGUCAUCCUGGGACAAUGUGAUGUCACUAAUCCAGCUCAUCAGUGGGCGUGGACAGGUGAGGCCCAGUUGAUCCACGCUCAGUCCUCCAGGUGUCUCUGGGCCGAUCCCAGCCCUCACCUGCCGGGCCACGCCCGCCUUGCCAAACUCAGCAACUGCAGCAGAGCGCCGGUGUGGAGCUGCUCCGGCAGCGAGGGAGCAUUCGGAUUGGCCGAGACUCACCUGUAUCUGAGGAAACUGGGGUCCCGGGUGGUGGUGGGAGGAGACCUGCGGAGCUCCAGGUGGAGGAGGUACAACAUGGACUCAGGAGGGACUCAGCUGAUCACGUCUUUAUGUCCUGACACAGACUCCACCCCCCACUCCUCCAUCUUUUACUCCUCCACUCAGAAACCUGUGGGGCUUAGCACUGUCAGUCCUGUGACGGAUCAGUUCUCAGUGAGGAGCAUCAGACUGAGACACUUCACCACCUCUGAUGACGGUGGAACCAGACCUCGGACCAGGAGGUCGGUCACAUUAAAUCCUCAUCUCUCUCCUUCAGUCACGGAGCUCAGCAGUGUCUCUUCCAGUCCACCUGAGUCCACCCCUGACCUAUCAGAGAGCUCGUCUGUUGGGGCCGAGGCCAGGACUUUGUCAGGACAAAGACUUGUCCUCACCAGGUCCUCCACCUCGGACUGGACCGAGACCAAGACUCUGGUCUCAGGAGCCAGAUCUGGUCUCACGUUCACGUCCGAGGAUUCGACUGAGACCGAGUCCACGUCAGCUGCUUCACCUGGUUCUGAGUCAGACCACCAUCACACAUCUGCUCCAACAACUGAGGAGGAGACCAGCGCUUCACCUGCAGACACAGCUACACCUCCACCUGUCACCACUCAUCCACCCUCUACACUUGACCUGACGUCUGUCACAGAGACUGAUCCACCACACACACCUCCAGCUCCGCCCUCCACGUCCCAGACUUCACCUUCACCUCCCUCCACACCGCAGAUGCUCUCCACCCAUCAUCCAGAGACCUCCACCACCACUCACACUGCUCCACCCACAUCUCCAACAGCUGGGCCGAUGUCUACAGGAGGGAUCACCGCCUCAGCACCAUCUGUCCCACCAACCAAUCACACAGAUACACCUGCAACCACAACCAAAACCACACCUGUGACCACACCUGUGACCACACCUGUGACCACACCUGUGACCACACCUGUAACCACACCUGUGACUACACCUGUGACCACACCUGCUAAGACACCUCUGACCACACCUGUAACCACACCUGUAACCACACCUGUGACCACACCUGUAACCACACCUGUGACUACACUUGUGACCACACCUGCUAAGACACCUCUGACCACACCUGUAACCACACCUGUAACCACACCUGUAACCACACCUCUGACCACACCUCUGACCACACCUGUAACCACACCUGUAACCACACCUCUGACCACACCUCUGACCACACCUCUGACCACACCUGUAACCACACCUGUAACCACACCUCUGACCACACCUCUGACCACACCUGUAACCACACCUGUAGCCACACCUCUGACCACACCUCUGACCACACCUGUAACCACACCUGCUACCACACCUGUGACCACACCUGUAACCUCAACCACAUCCACUACAACUACCACAACCAAAGUUGCCACCACACCUGUAACCACACCUGUGACCACACCUCUGACCACACCUGUAACCACACCUGUAACCACACCUCUGACCACACCUGCUACCACACCUGUAACCACAACCGCAUCCACUACAACUCCUACAACCAUGGAAACUGCCACCACAACCAAAGUUGCCACCACACCUGUAACUACACCUGUGACCACCAUCACUCCUACGACGACAGCAACCACAGGAACUGUAACAUCCCUCAGGAUGACGACCAUCACCCAGACCACUCCACCCACCACCACGGCCAGAACAACCACACCUGUGCAGACCUCCUGCUCAGUGAACCUGACAGAGACCAGGUCUGGUUCAGACUCGGUCCAGCUGACGGUGACCACCGCCGGUCGGUCCUGUAACUUCAGCCUGGUCACUGGGGACGACUCCAGGUCCGAGUCCACAGACUGUGACCUGCACGGACUCACCGGGACCUUCAUCUGUCAAGUCUGGGGUCUGGACCCGGGGACUCUGUACCGGUUCACGGUGGUUUCCAGGAUGGACGGAGAGAAGAGCAGCACAUCGGUACAGACAGACCCAGUUGGUCCGGCUCGUCUGGAGGUCCAUGUGGACUCUUCAGGUCUGAGUGUGUCCUGGUCUCGCUCUGCCGGUCAUGUAGACUGGUACGAUGUGACUCUGGAGGACUCCGUAUCCACCCGCAGCACCAGGAUCCUGGGAUCUGCCCCCCCCUGGUCUGCAUUCAGUUCUCUGGUCCCUGGUUCUCUGUACUGGGUCAGUGUGGUGGCUACAGCUGGGAACAGGAGCGCCACACCUGUCCGCACCACGGCAGCUACAGUCCCUUCCUCCGUCCGCGGCCUCCAGGUGGUGUCCUUGUCCUCAGGUGCCCUCUGGGUCUCCUGGCAGGUGGGUCCGGGCAGAACUGAGCGGAUCAGGGUUCUGCUGAUGGACGAGGACGGGAUUCUGUUGAGGAACGUCAGUCUGAAGAACACGACAACCUCGGCCAAGCUGGACGGGCUGCGGCAGGGGACCCUGUAUGCUGUCACCGUGGUAACAGAGGCCGUCGGCCUGCAGAGCUCCGCCUCCGAACAGGCCGUCACAGUCCCUGCAGCUGUGACAGAUCUGAGGCUGGAUCACAACGGCAGCUCAGACCGUCUGCUGGCCUCCUGGGUCUCACCUGAGGGGGGUGUAGACGUCUACCUGCUCACCCUGUCGGCUUCGGGAUCGAUCCCCCAGCAGCGCCGCCUCACCCCCAAUGUCACCCAGGUGGUGUUUGAGGGUCUGACUGCGGGUCGCAGCUAUGAUCUGUCAGUUCAGACCAGAGCUGGAGGACAGAGUUCAGAGACCAGGACCUCAGGGAGGACAGUGCCGGGCCGGGUGUCGGCUCUCUCCCUGUCUCCUCUCGGUGACGGCAGGACUCUGAGGCUCAGCUGGACGCCCCCCUCAGGUGACUGGGAGAACUACAGCGUCCUACUGAGGAACGGCUCAGGGGUCCUGAUGAACCAGACCGUCGGUAAACUGAUACGACAGUUCACCUUCUCCGUCCUCGGCCUCGGCCUGGUGCCAGGACGACUCUACAGGGCAGAGGUCACGGUUCACAGCGGCAUUCUGGGUAACACAGCGUCAUGCUCCGGACGACUGGUUCCUCGCUCCGUGCAGCAGCUGCUCGUCCGCCACGCCGAUGAAGCGUCUCUGAGCAUCGUGUGGAGUCGACCUCUCGGCGAGUGGGACAGCUUCACCAUACUGCUCAGACUGGUGGACUCCGCUGCCCCAGUGGCUCAGAGGAUCCUCCCCUGGGAGUCCAGAGAGUGCACCUUCAACAUGCUCACCUCAGGACGCCGCUACACCGUCACUGUGGCGACCAACAGUGGAAACCUGAGCAGCUUGGCCUCCGUGACAGCGUGGACCAGUCCGGCUCAGGUCAGCAGGCUGCAGGUCUCUAACCUCGGCACCACCGACAGCCUUCAGGCUCAGUGGGACCGGGCCUCUGGGGACCUGGACUCUUAUCAGGUCCUGCUGGUCCACGACAGCAGUGUCAUUAAGAACGAGAGCGUGGACGCUGACGCCACUGACAUCAGCUUCCACUCUCUGAGACCUGGCGCUCUGUACAGGGUGGUGUUAACCACCGUCAGAGCUGGACUCACGUCCAGACAGACGGUGGCAGAGGGACGCACCGUCCCAGCUGCCGUGGGUGAGGUGACGGUCAGUAAUAACGGUCGAAUGGACUUCCUGAGCGUGUCGUGGCGUCCGGCUGCAGGUGAGGUGGAUAGUUACCUGGUGACUCUGAGGGACCGGGAGAAGACGGUUCACACUUUUCACGUUUCUAAAUCCAGUCCUGAGUGUGUUUUUAACUCUCUGGUGUCCGGACGCCUCUACAACAUCUCCAUCACCUCCCGCAGCGGCAGCUUCCAGAACCACACCUUCGUCCAGGAGAGAACACAGCCAUCAAAGGUCCAGAACCCGACGGCAACCCACGCCGCCCGGGACGACUACCUGAGGGUUUACUGGCGUCACGCGGCUGGAGACUUUGACCUGUACCAGGUGUUCAUCAAACACAACAACGUGUUUCUGCAGAACCAGACAGUGCCGAAGACCCAGAGUGAGUGUGUGUUCAGCGGCCUGGUGCCCGGCAGACUCUACACUGUGCUGGUCAACACCCGCAGCGGGAAGUAUGAAACCAGCGCCUCCACCCACGGCAGGACCUUCCCAGCAGCAGUCCGGACCCUGAUCCUGGCCGGGCAGGGAACAGAGGACCUGAAGGUAACGUGGUCAGCGGCUCCAGGUGACGUGGAUCACUAUGAGGUGCAGUUACUGUUCAAUGACAUGAAGGUGUUUCCUCCCGUGACCCUGGGCAGCGGCGUGGGUGAGUGCGUCCUAUCAUCGCUCACACCUGGACGACUUUACAAGAUCCUGGUUUCAACCUUCAGCGGCCCAAACCAACAGGCCCAGUUCAUCGAGGGACGCACAGUUCCCAGUAAAGUGAAGAACAUCCACGUCAGUAACAGUGGUGACAGCAGCAGUCUGAAGGUUAGCUGGACUCCAGGUCAGGGCGACGUGGACGGGUACUCAGUGUUUCUGUUCAGAGACAGCCGACAGCUCGACGUUCGCCGAGUCCUCAAACACCAGAACGAGGUGAUGUUUGGCUCGCUGCAGCCGGGACAGUUGUACGGUGUGACAGUGCAAUCGGUGAGCGGAGAGCUGGUCAACAACAACACGGCUUCAGGUCGCACAGUCCCCUCAGCAGUGACGGGGCUCCAGGUGGAUAACCUCCACACCACCUGCAGCCUCCAGGUGAACUGGCAGGAAGCUCUGGGCGUGGCUGACGGAUACAUCCUGCAGGUUCUGGACGACAGAGGCAGUCUGGUGACAAACUGCUCUCAGCCCUCUGGACACACCAGCCACAGGUUCGAUGGCCUCACCCCAGGAAAGAAGUACAGAGUCCUGGUCCAGACCACCAGCGGGGGGGUCCACAGCUUGGGCGUCAGCACCGAAGCUCGGACACGCCCUGCAGCUGUCACCGACCUGUCCAUUAAAGCCAACACCACCACCAGCCUGUCCUUCCUCUGGUCUCCACCAGAGGGAGACUUUGAGCUGUACGAGAUCUUGUUGUUUAACGGAGACGACUCGCUGAGGGAGAAACGACCAGUUCCGUCCAGCCAUCAGCAGUAUUCCUUCCAGGGUCUCAGACCUGGAGCUCCCUACAGGGUGGUGGUCCUGACUCACAGCGGGGAGCAGACCAACCAGUCCUCCAUCUGGGCCAGGACAGUCCCAGCAGCCGUCCUGUCUCUCAGGGCUCAGAGUGGAAACCAGUCUGGUACUCUGUGGGUGAACUGGGAUCGUGGUGGUGGCGAUCUGAGUGGGUACCUACUGUCUCUCUACGACCCCGACGGUUCCCAGCGGGCCGAGCAGCACUUGGGGUCAGAGGUCACCGAGUUCGUCUUCUCAGGCCUGGUCCCAGGUCGAUUGUACCGAGCUGAGGUGCUGAGUCUGAGUGAAGAGCUGAGCAACAGAGCGGGGACUCUGGGUCGGACCGCUCCCAGACCUCCGACCUCCUUCCUGUUCGGGGGGGUCACCAACACCUCCCUGGAGAUCACGUGGAGCGGCCCCGUGGACUCAGACUAUGAUGACUUCGACCUGCAGUGGACUCCUGAGGACCAGCUGUCUGUCAUCAAUCCAUAUCACAGCCGGACGUCCGGCAGCCGAAUCCUGAGGGGGAUGUUCCCUGGGCGACUCUACACCUUCAGCCUCCGCACCAUCAGCGGCGCCACGGAGCCCGGGGCCACAUCCACCUACAGCACACCCAUCCACAAGAAGAUCCGAACCAAGCCGGAGCGAGUUCAUAGCCUCCACUGUCACCCUGAGAGCUCCACCUCCAUCUCCUGCUCCUGGGCGCCUCCAGUGGCCGACUAUGACUCCUACACUGUUGAGUGUCUCCACCAGGACUCACAGACCCUGGUCUACUCCAGACGCACCAGACGCAACUCCACCUCCUACGUCAUCACCCAGCUGGAGCCCCACAAAUGCUACACCGUUUCUGUGAAGGUGAUCUCAGACACGGCAACCAGUGAGGAGGCUCAGGAGAGCGUGGUCACCAUGAUUGACCGUCCUCCAGUGCCCCCCCUCAGCACCCGGGUCAGCGAUAAGUCCACCGUGAUCACCAAGUCCUCCAUCGUCUUCAGGUUUAACUGCAGCUGGUUCAGUGACGUCAACGGAGCCAUCAGGUUCUUCACUGUGGUGGUGACCGAGUCUGAAGGUGUUGAUAACUUGCAGCCGAGGCAGCAGCACCCCCUGCCCUCCUACGUGGACUAUAAAUCCAACUCCUCUGUCAAGUCCUACCAGACCAGUUUCUUCCCCAGUCACUGCAGCCAGGGCCCCGACCCCCCCCACAGCUUCGAGGUCAGCGUGGGGACGGGGAUGAAGAUGCUGGGGGGGACCUGCGAACGCAGAAAUGCAGAUCCAGAGACCAGCAGACACCUGAACCAGUUCUGUGACGGUCCACUGAAACCUAAAACUGCCUACAGGAUCAGUGUUCGAGCUUUUACUCAACUGUUUGAUGAAGAGGACCAUGACUUAACCGUCGCCUCUCCUCUGUUCACUGACACCUACCUGUCGCUGCCCAUGGUUACCGGGGCUGAGCCUCUGAGUGGAGUCAUUGAAGGUGUCAGCGCCGGUCUGUUCCUCAUCGCCGUGAUGAUCAGUGUCACCGUUCUGCUUGUCUGCAGACACAAGGCUCACAAAGUAGUGGAGGAUCAGGAGGUCAGGAUGAGUGUGAGGAGAGAGAGAGCGACAUCAGGAGGUCAGCUGGGGGUCAGAGGCAACCGUCGUAUUGCCAGUCCCAUCAAGAUCAUGAACUUUGAGUCUCACUACAACACACUUCAGGCAGACUCCAACUACCUGCUGUCAGGGGAGUACGAGGAUUUGAAGGACGUUGGCCGGAAUCAACCUCUGGACUCAGCUCUGCUGCCAGAGAACCGAGGGAAGAACCGCUACAACAACAUCCUGCCUUACGACUCCACCAGAGUGAAACUGUCUUACGUAGAUGAUGAUCCCUGCUCUGACUACAUCAAUGCCAGCUACGUCCCUGGGACUAACUUCCGGAGGGAGUACAUUGCCACUCAGGGCCCUCUGCCGGGAACUAAAGACGAUUUCUGGAAGAUGGUCUGGGAGCAGAACGUCCACAACAUCGUGAUGGUCACUCAGUGUGUGGAGAAAGGAAGGGUGAAGUGUGAUCACUACUGGCCCUUUGACCAGGAUCCUCUGUACUACGGAGACCUGAUCGUCCAGAUGUUGUCAGAGUCUGUUCUGCCUGAGUGGACGAUUCGAGAGUUCAACAUCUGCAGCGAGGAGCAGCUCAGAUUCAGUCGUCUGGUUCGUCAGUUCCACUACACCGUGUGGCCCGAUCACGGAGUCCCAGAAACCACCCAGUCCCUAAUCCAAUUUGUCCGAACCGUCAGGGACUACAUCAACAGGACCCCUGGAUCUGGACCCACCGUGGUCCACUGCAGCGCUGGUGUGGGUCGGACUGGGACCUUCAUAGUUCUGGAUCGAGUGCUGCAGCAGCUGGACUCCAGAGACUCUGUGGAUAUCUACGGCUCUGUCUUUGACCUGAGACUUCACCGAUCACACAUGGUGCAGACGGAGUGUCAGUACAUGUACCUCCAUCAGUGUGUCAGAGAUGUGCUGAGAGCCAGGAAGCUGCGCAGCGAACAGGAGAACCUACUCUGCCCGGUCUAUGAGAAUGUGAAUUACCACGCUCAGAGAGAGACGCUGAGCACCAGGCGCUAACCACUGUACUGAGACUGAACAGGAUCUGUUUAAAACCACAGAGAAAACUUUAUUAUUUAUGUAACAGGAGCUGCAUAAUAUCUGUCUGUGUCUGUAUAUAUUUCUGCUCUGUAAAUGAUGUGUUUAAUGACGUGUUUAUAAGCUAAUAUAUUUAUACCUUUCACCUCCAGUACAUCACAGAAAACAUGGUCAGAGGAUGAUUCACACAGAGAAAUCAGCUGCUUCAUGUUUCAGUCAGUCUGUUUUCAUGAAGACACAAAACACUGUAUAUUCACAGAAAAACUUUAAAUUCACAGAAAAACUUCAUGUUCACUGUAAAGUCACAGUUUGGACUAAACAUCCUCAGACCUGAACUGUUUCUGUGUUCAGCUCCUUUAAUGUUGUUUAAAGUGUUUUUAUAAACAACCUGAGCAGCAGCUUCUGUAACAUUUCAUUCAUUAAACAGGAAACAUGA